CAUAAGCAUAGAGCAAGAGCGAGAGACAAAGGAGAGCGAGGAAAGAAAUGGCUUGUCAUCUCCUGGGGACCGACUUCACUCUCCCCUUCAAAAGCUCCAAGUUUUCUCAAUUGCGCCAGCAGCGAAAAGGAAGGUCUAAAGGGUCGCAGAAAGUUCCUUCAACUGUUGCUUAUUAUGGACUAAAGACUCCUCCUUAUAACCUUGAUGGUUUAGAGCCGUUUAUGAGUAGGAGGGCAUUAGAGGUGCAUUGGGGUGUGCAUCAUCGUGGCUUUGUGGAUGACCUGAAUAAACAGCUUGGCAAAAGUGAUAUACUGUAUGGCUACACCAUGGAUGAACUUGUCAAAGCAACAUACAACAAUGGGAACCCCCUACCUGAAUUUAACAAUGCAGCCGAGGUGUGGAACCAUGACUUGUUUUGGGAGUCUAUGCAACCUGGAGGUGGGGGCAUGCCCAAACUUGGUUUACUUGAACAGAUUGAAAAGGAUUUUGGAUCUUUCACGAACUUCAGAGAGAAGUUUAUGGAAACAGCUCUCUCACUAUUUGGCUCGGGCUGGGUUUGGGUCGUCUUGAAGAGGCAAGAAAAACGGCUUGCAGUGGUGAAAUCGUCGAAUUCAAUCAAUCCAAUUGUGUGGGAUGACAUUCCCAUCCUCAAUUUGGAUAUGUGGGAGCAUGCUUAUUAUUUGGAUUACAAGAAUGACAAAGCGAAAUACGUGAGCACAUUUAUGAACCACCUUGUUUCUUGGAAUGCUGCAAUGGUACGCAUAGCACGUGCAGAGGCAUUUGUGAAUUUAGGCGAGCCUAAAAUCCCCAUCGCUUGAAAUGCCAACCCUCGAAGCUCGAGACUAAAUGCAAUCGACAAGCUCUCCACUUUGAUUGCAGGAUUUACUCAAAGAAUGCAAAUUAACCGCAGGCCAUGUCUGCUGAACUCCUUCCACAAUGUUUCAAACCGGAUAUCUGCUUCGUCGGUACAGGACUCGAAUCCAUCAUAGGAAAGCAUGGUAUUUCCUUGUGUGGGUUGUACCAUGUAUGAGCCUAGGCUCCCCAAUCCUAACAGAUAGCUUUUUUUUUUGGGGUGUCGCAACCGUCUUUCGGUUGGGCCCCGGAAUUGUGCUUCGACGUGAAUUAAAUAAAUUGGGAGUCGUCAUCAAUCAUUUACUUUACGAAAAGCGGGUUGAUCGAAUA
Hibiscus syriacus is the source of this 1182-nucleotide messenger RNA. RefSeq names its product superoxide dismutase [Fe] 3, chloroplastic-like. Gene Ontology annotation, molecular function: superoxide dismutase activity; metal ion binding. Gene Ontology annotation, biological process: superoxide metabolic process. Gene Ontology annotation, cellular component: chloroplast nucleoid. The record is from RefSeq and is a predicted model, not a curated record. The coding region runs from base 48 to 818 and encodes 256 amino acids. The transcript is spliced from 8 exons. Lineage: Eukaryota; Viridiplantae; Streptophyta; Magnoliopsida; Malvales; Malvaceae.